AUCCAAAAUCUAUGUCAUUUUCAUUAUUAAACUGAAUAUAAGCGCGAGACUCGAAAAUUCUCAUAGGUGAAUUCCAGAAGUGACAAUCACAGUACAAUACUGAAAUAGCUGUGUUAAUGGAGGAGCUGCAGAAGGCAUUAAAUGAUAAAAAUUUAACAGUUUCAUCUCUCCCAGAGAAGGGUCGUUGCCUUUUUACCACUCGCGACUUAUUUCCAGGGGAAGUGAUUUUAAGUGAAGAUCCAUAUGUUUCUGUUCCAAACAAGAAUAAAGAAUCGCCCAACUCAAAAUGCGAGUGGUGUUUUUCAUCAAGCAAACUCAAGAAAUGCUCCGGCUGCCAUGUUGUUUGGUACUGUGGAGGCACUUGCCAGAAAUUGGAUUGGAAAUUGCAUAGUGUAGAAUGUAAAGCCUUGGCAAAAGUAGACAAGAACAGGGUGAAGUCGAUCACUCCAUCUAUACGUUUGAUGGUGAAGCUUUAUUUACGAAGAAAGUUACAACAACAGAAGGGGAGUGCUCAACUGCCUUGGAAUAGGCAUAUAUCAAAUAUCAUCCCAACUACUGCCACAGACAACUACAAUUUGAUCGAACCCUUGGUGUCUCAUAUGCCUGAUCUUGAGGAGAAGCAACUGGUAUUGUAUGCCCAGAUAGCUAACCUGGUAGCUUUGAUACUUCAGUGGCCUGAGUCAGAGAUCGAUAUUAAAGAGAUUGCAGAGAACUUUUCUAAGCUUUCAUGCAAUGCACAUUCCAUUUGUGACAGUGAACUGAGACCCCUUGGAACAGGACUGUAUCCGGUCAUUUCUAUUAUAAAUCACAGCUGUUUACCCAAUUCUGUUCUAGUAUUUGAGGGAAGAUUGGCUGUGGUCCGAGCUGUGCAGCAUAUACCAAAAGGUGCUGAGUUUGUUUCCAUCAACACCUUGCACUUUGAGGAAAGUCUUAUUUUGUCUUGUCAAUGGCUUCCAAAGGUGUCAAUCAGUUAUGUAGAAACGGCUGGAAGCACUAUAACUCGGCAAAAGGCUCUUAGGGAACAGUAUUUUUUCUCUUGCACCUGUUCCCGCUGCUUAAAAAUGGGUCAAGUUGAUGAUAUUGAAGAAAGCGCAAUUCUAGAAGGUUAUAGAUGCAAGGAUAGAAGAUGCAAUGGUUUUCUUCUUCAUGACUCUGAUAAUAAAGGAUUCAUAUGCCAACACUGUGGGCUUCUUAGGAGCAAGGAAGAAAUAGAAAAUAUUGCUAUUGAAGUCAGAUCAAUGUCUGAGAAAGCUUCAAUGGCAAUCUCAUCUGGGAAUAACACACAGGCAAAUUCUGCUUAUAAGAUGAUUGAGAAGCUCCAGUUGGAGCUGUGCCAUCCAUAUUCAAUCAAUUUAAUGAGGACUAGAGAGACUAUUCUGAAGAUAUUGAUGGAGCUGCAGGAUUGGAAGGAAGCACUUGUAUAUUGCAGAUUGACCAUUCCGAUUUAUAUAAGAGCAUAUCCUCCAUUUCAUCCUUUGGUCGGACUGCAAUAUUAUACUUGCGGAAAACUUGAAUGGUUGCUAGGAGAGACUGAAGAAGCCGUCAAGUCACUUACCAAGGCUUUCAAUGUGCUGAGAAUCACUCAUGGAACAAAGACCCCUUUCAUGAUGGAACUGUUGAGUAAGUUGGACGAAGCUCGUGCUGAAGUUUCUUACAAGCGUUCAUCUCAGAAUGAAGACUGAACUUUUUGUUGUCAAAUAUGCUCUGCGGUUUACUAAUCUUCCUUGUAUGGUCAUUAGACUUACUUUUUGGAGAGCUAAUCUUAUAGUAAAAAUGUUCACAUUGGACAAUUUUUAACUCAUAAUUGGUUUGCGAUGUACUUCAGAUUUGUUUGUUUAGACUUUGUUCCUUGUAUUUCUUACCAUGUAUAUGAAUAUUUUAUUUAGGACACAUUAAAUGAUUUUGUUGUAUAAGAUGUUAUUUCGUUA
Olea europaea var. sylvestris is the source of this 1928-nucleotide messenger RNA. RefSeq names its product histone-lysine N-methyltransferase ASHR1. The coding region runs from base 117 to 1682 and encodes 521 amino acids. Lineage: Eukaryota; Viridiplantae; Streptophyta; Magnoliopsida; Lamiales; Oleaceae. Gene Ontology annotation, molecular function: protein binding. The record is from RefSeq and is a predicted model, not a curated record. Gene Ontology annotation, cellular component: nucleus. The transcript is spliced from 15 exons.